Messenger RNA from Seminavis robusta, 2848 nucleotides. The record is from the annotation of a GenBank genome assembly. Lineage: Eukaryota; Bacillariophyta; Bacillariophyceae; Naviculales; Naviculaceae.
CAUGCACCGUUGAAAAUCGCUUCCCGCGGUGCUUCUAUCGCCACAAUUUUCAUCAAAACCCACACUUUCUUGUAAACAAGUGAUCAAGGAGGGCUGAGUGAGUUGCCGACUGAAAGAGCCUUUAUGCAUAGAAUCAAUCAAGGACCAUGGGCAAGUCAGGAACGGUUUUGGUAUUAUUAACUCUCUUUCUACUAAAUACACCAUGUGUCGCUAGUAGAAGAGACCGCACCAAAGGUCAGAGAAGAAAGCAAGCUCAUCGUCUCUUGGCCGACGAAGAAGAACAGAGUGAGACUAUUUUUGAGCUGGAACUGUCGACAUCGGCCGAACGGUUUGAAUCAGAUCGUUUUCCAGGAGACGAAUCAUGCCCUUGCCUUUCCUAUGAAGAACUGGCGCCCUACGAACGACGACAAUCCAAACGAAGUUCGGAUAUCCUGGGUGUGGCUACCAACUUUGAGACGUAUGGAGUCAAUUGUGCUCCCCAUGAUUUGAAGACGCCGCUCUGCAGCUCUUUGGAUAGCUGUACCAAUGUGGAACCGCUUCCUCCAGAUUGUGACAAAUCCUUUUGUCAACGAUCCUUUUGCUUUGUGGAUCCACUCAAUUGCUCCCUGUAUCACAAGCCAAGCUCCAUCUUUCCCAACAUUCAUUAUUCCUAUGCUACUUGUGGCUUUAUGGACUCAUUCACCUAUUCCGAACGGAUCAAAUCUUUGUCUGGACGUGUACUCAAAGUUGCUUUGAAUGCCAACACGGGAGGUUGGAUGGGAGCCUAUAAUCAAGAAGGAUCCUUUGCCACAAAUCCGUACUGGACCGGUCCCGUGGUUGACUUUAUGGUCGAUGCCGCCCAAAGAGGAGGAUUCGCAUUCAACGUGACACAACCUCCCAAAUGGAUAGAAGCAGAAGCUGCAAAGUUUUUCGGCAAUAGUAGCUUUGAUCUGUGCGUCUAUGCAACUUCUCUGGGUUUCCUGGAUUUGUGCAUUGGAGCCUACACUAUUACCGACAAACGAGCGUCUGUCACCCCCUUUAUCGAACUGGGAAGUGAUCCAGUCUAUCUUGUCACUUUUGUCGACGACAAAACGGGAGCGAACUAUAUGGAAACCUUUUUCAACUCGUUACUGACCAUCUUUCAACCCUUUACGCCCGGUUCUUGGAUCAUGAUUGCGUUCAUAUGCUUGCCCGUGUUGGGUUUGCUGAUGAUCUUUCACGAAUAUGGGACACCGGGGAGUGCCUUUCCCGACACGCAUGAAGUGAUGAAAACACAUGUCACUACAGGUGAAAAAUCACUCGAGCACCGCAGUAUUCCGAGACGACAACACAUUCCCAAAGCUCUCUACAUGAGUUAUCUGUCAUUCUUUAAUGGUUCCUAUGAUCCCGUGGUGAUUACUGUGGGUGGAAAAAUCAAUCUACUGGCGAUUCUGUCCUUUGUCUUGUUGGUGCUGGCAGUCUACACGGCCAACUUGGCUGCCAUUUUGACGCAGGAUGCUUCCAAAAGCCCCAUUGACAGCUUGGAUAAAGCUAUCAGAGCUAACUAUCAGUUCUGUGCCAGCCGCAAGGUUGCAACCCGAAUUAUUGAUUUGUUUGGCGUCGAUCCGGGUCGAAUUGUCCCGGAUCCCGAGUAUCUAGGAGGAGAUGGCAAACCAGGUUUCAACUGUCGGGAUUGCGAGGCUCGAGAACGAAUUUUUGAUUACAUGACCAAAAGCCAGGACUUUGACAGAUCCAUGUAUUGCAAUGCGGCCUUGGCAUCCUUGGAAGACUUGCAAGUGUUGCAUCGCUACCAAAGUCACUGCGACAAGGCGAAAGUUGGGGAUGUUCUGGCGUACCGAGACUUUGGCAUCCCCAUUGCCAGUUCAGUGUCUGACGAACUCAUGUCGUGGUUGUAUCAAAUGAAGUACGAAGGAGUGCUGGACCGACACAUUUUUGCGGCAACUCCCCAGAGUCAAUGUCCAGAACGGGAAGGAGAAGAGGGCAUUGCAUUGAAUGUGGAACAACUCACUGGUAUCUGGACGGUCGUGUUUGGGUUUGCCUUUGCGGGGCUCAUGGCGACGAUGCUUGGUCCAAUGUUCAAGAAGAAGGACAAAUGGGCGGAAAAGAAACUGAAUCGCUAUGACCAAUGGUGCAAUCCCGUAGAGAAUCCCAUUUUCAAAGAAGAGGAGGAAGAAAUGACCAAUAGUAGACGGUGGGGAGAUGACGAACUUCGUGAACGCAACACCACCAAAAGGAGGGAAAUGGAGCGGUCAAGGAUAACGCAUCUCAGUGCAGGCUUCUGGACGAGUGAAUCGGAAGAAUCUUCCUCAAGUGAGCGAGGAGUAGUAAAACACUUUGUCUCGCCCACGAUGAAACGAAGCAACUCCAAUGACGGCGGUAAUCGCCACACCAACUCGCGAGGUAGUGUCUACAAGAGUUGUAGAUCAUCAUCUGAAAACGGCGAAGGCGAGGACCUGCCAAGAUGAUAGCGAGCGAAUGGUCGGCGGCGCAGAAAUUGCAGAAGUCGUUACAAGAGGGAUGUCAAGAUAGGUCCUGGCAUCCGAGAUAGGUCCCCUGCAAGGGACAUAGUCAUAUACCGGAGCCAGUGGCUCUGUAGAUCGAUAGUCUAAACAAUUCAUAAGUUACACAAACAAACAAACAAACCCAAAGCAGCCUACUAGAUCUAUCAUAGGGCAGCCAUGGAAAAAGUGGGAAUUGUAGCUGAAUUUGUCUACAAGGGAUAUCUCUCUAGAGGGCAAUGAAUUCGUAGUAUGCAUAGUAGAAAGCGGGAGCGCCAGAUCAAAAUGGUCAAGGAUCGCCAGCGCCCAAGAAUGAGAAAACCUGCACGGCGCCUUUUCAAAAAGAAAAAUGCUCAUCAUGUUCUCCUGGU